CACCCACAAUCCCUCGCGCGGUCACAUCAUGGAAGACGAGCAGACGCAAGAGGCGCAGUCCGCAGCUGCACAAAAGCAGAUUUUGUCAAACGGAGACUCUCACCUUCCCAAAAUAGACACGGAUCCCGUUGACGAGACCGGGAAGAAGAAGAAAAAGAAGAAGAAGAAGGGAAAAGCGGGAGCCGUAGGAAACCAUGAAGGCGAAGGAGACUCAGACAUCAGCAAAGUGACAGUUAAACUGGAGCAAAACACUUUAGAAGAGCAAGAGAAAGAUGAUGAGCCAGAAGAAGAUGGCGAAGAAGGAGAUUCAGCUGGAAAGAAGAAGAAAAAGAAGAAGAAAAAGAAAGGAUCCAAAGUUCAAACAGACCCUCCGUCUAUCCCCAUCUGUGAGCUUUACGCCAAUGGAGUUUAUGCCAAGGGUCAGGAAUGUGAAUAUCCACCGACUCAAGACGGACGUACUGCUGCAUGGCGGAUGACCAACGAGGAGAAGAAGUUUUUGGAUCAGGCUAAUGAGGAUAUGUGGAAUGACUUCAGACAGGCAGCUGAGGCCCACCGGCAGGUCAGGAAAUACGUGAAGAGCUGGAUCAAACCGGGCCUGACCAUGACCGAGAUCUGUGAGAAACUAGAGGAUUGCUCCAGGAAGUUGAUCAAAGAAAAUGGUCUGAACGCUGGUUUGGCUUUUCCGACCGGCUGCUCGCUGAACCACUGCGCUGCUCACUACACCCCUAACGCCGGAGACCCCACCGUUCUCCAGUACGAUGACGUCUGCAAGAUCGACUUCGGCACGCACAUCAACGGUCGAAUCAUCGACUGUGCCUUCACUGUGACCUUUAACCCGAAGUACGACAAGCUGCUGGAAGCUGUUAAAGAUGCUACAAACACUGGAAUUAAGUGCGCAGGUAUUGAUGUUCGUUUGUGUGACAUUGGAGAAUCGAUUCAAGAGGUUAUGGAGUCCUACGAAGUGGAACUGGAUGGAAAAACAUAUCAAGUGAAACCGAUACGAAACCUCAAUGGUCACUCUAUCGGACAGUACAGAAUACACGCAGGCAAGACGGUACCCAUAGUGAAAGGAGGUGAAGCCACUAGGAUGGAGGAAGGAGAGGUUUAUGCUAUCGAGACGUUCGGCAGCACUGGGAAAGGCAUGGUGCACGAUGACAUGGAGUGUUCCCAUUACAUGAAAAACUUUGAAGUCGGUCAUGUGCCAAUACGACUCCCCAGAGCCAAGCAUUUGUUGAACGUGGUCAACGAGAACUUCGGGACUCUCGCCUUCUGCCGCCGCUGGUUGGAUCGGCUCGGAGAGAGCAAGUAUUUAAUGGCACUGAAGAACCUCUGCGACCUGGGCAUCAUCGACCCCUACCCGCCUCUGUGCGACACCAAAGGCUGCUACACGGCCCAGUUUGAGCACACCAUCCUGCUGAGACCCACCUGCAAGGAGGUGGUCAGCCGAGGAGACGAUUACUAGGCCUCCACCAAACCCAGUUUUUACAAAUCUCUCCUGUGCUCUCGUAACACACGAGUAUUUUGAUGAGCUGUGCCUUCUCAUUUGUAACAUGCUAGUAUUUGUUUGUAUAAAGGAUGAAUGGAGGUAAAGUUGUAUAACUCUGUGUAUAACCACAGAUGUGUACUCGACCACCCACCUGUAAUGUGCUCUAGAACCAUCUUUCUCAAUCCAGUGCACUUUUCAUUAUUGAUAUGAGCAACCCAGAGAAAUGUGAAUUAAAAAGCACAUUUUCACAUCUGCUGCAUGCACACAAAGCUUUAUUAAACCCUGAGAGAAAUUAGUAAAUGCUUCAGUUUCGGUUUGUAACUUUUGAUUCAGUUGAAGAAUACAAGUAUUGAUAACAUACUCCUUCAAACACAUGCUUUCCUCCAAGAACGGGGCGCUCGUAACUAAAGUGGUGAUGUUGAUCUAUGUAAGCCAUCUGUAUUUUGGCUCUGCUCGAUUUCAAGUAAAGCCUAUUUGAAAUCAAUCACCCUUCUCAGAAUAAAACACGUGUGUGGUUUUAUUUUGAAGUGCAAAUAAAAUUUCUAAGAAACGA
This is a messenger RNA of Carassius gibelio (silver crucian carp), 2039 nucleotides long. RefSeq names its product methionine aminopeptidase 2. NCBI's taxonomy places the organism in Eukaryota, Metazoa, Chordata, Actinopteri, Cypriniformes, Cyprinidae. The record is from RefSeq and is a predicted model, not a curated record. The transcript is spliced from 11 exons. Gene Ontology annotation, biological process: proteolysis. The coding region runs from base 29 to 1462 and encodes 477 amino acids. Gene Ontology annotation, molecular function: metalloaminopeptidase activity.